UUCGUUUCCUUCAACUUUUCAGAGCGCUUUCGCUCUAAACAGCCCAGUCAGCGAUAAGGGACAGUUUUUCUAGGUUUAGUAGUGAUAAUGGCAGACUAUUCUUAUAUUGGGAAUGGCUCCUACAAAUCACUGGUCAAAGAUGCGGAAAUCUCGAGGGUCGUAAUGACAGUCCAAGGUCCACGGGAAAUGUUACCAAACAAUGCAAAUGGUCUUCCAGCUCUUCCCGGCAGCUCUACAUUCAAAAAAGGACAGCUAAGACAAGCGCCUUCUUACCUGUUAGGAAAACCAUUACACGAUUUCGACGCGACGGGAAAUGGAUCGCCAGCUAAACCAUCCAAGGAAACUUUCCUGGUCCUUAGUCGUCGAUCGAAGAUGUCAAAUGACCAAGCUUACAGGUUCAAUAUGUCUAAAUCGCUUUUUCUCUUCGAACCUCUUCACCCCCUUAGACGUUUGGCCAUCAGGAUCAUUACUCAUCAAUAUUUUGAAUUUUUUGUCAUAUUUAUUAUUCUGAUAAACUGUAUUUGCCUGGCUUUAAACCACCCUCCAGAAGAGGCAGAAUACAUAUUGGCGUUUAUCUACACUUCGGAGAUGUUUCUUAAGAUCAUUUCUCGUGGGUUUGUUCUCCAUUCCUACGCGUAUCUGAGAAACCCUUGGAACUGUUUGGAUUUUACAGUGGUUAUACUGGGGUAUGUGACACUGUCGCCAAAUGUCGCAAACUUUUCUGGAAUAAGAACUGUGCGUGUUUUGAGAGCUUUGCGAACGAUAUCUGUUCUGAAAGGUUUUUGGAUAUAUGAAGAGGGUAGACCUGUUAUUUGUGGAAAUGGAACAGCUGCCAGGAGAUUUUUUUUAAACUACACAUGCUUGCCUGAUGCCGGACCGAAUCCUGAUUUUGGUUAUACGAACUUUGAUCACAUGGGAUGGUCCUUGGUACUGUCAUUUCAGCUUCUUACGAUGGACUUCUGGGAAAAUAUCUACAACAAGAUUCUGGCUUCCAGUGGAAUCUGGUGCGUGUUCUUUUUUUUUGGAGGCAUAUUUUUCUGUUCUUUUUACCUUUUAAAUCUCGUGCUGGCCGUGGUGGCUUUAUCCUACGAACUGGAGAUCAAAUCUAUCCACAAAGAGACUGCGAGAUUUUUUUUUCAAAACAAAACCGCCAUGUCAUACCGCGCCGACUCCGACACACUGUUUUUUUUUCAUCCGCUGACCACCAAAGUGCAGGUUCUCAUCAAGACAAUUCACUCCAUCAGGACUCAAAAGAAGGUCGAAGAGAUUACCUACAGAGUCCCCAAGGAGCCGCCUCCCCCGUCACUGUUUCGCCUUAUCGGGAGUAAAAACUCUUUUAAGGAAAUUCUGGACGAAAAAAUGAAGAACGACGCAUUUCGUACAGAUAUGAAAUGGACACGGCGCCUUCAGAGAAUGAUGUGUGACGUCAUGGGUCACUCCAUUGUGGAAGUGUUUUUUUUGGGAUUCAUCCUCGCCAAUACAGUGGUCCUUGCCGUAGAUCAUCAUCAAAUUGACUCGCAGUUCAAAAAAGUCCUUGAUGUGCUCAAUUUGAUGUUUACUAUCAUCUUCACUGUGGAAAUGAUUCUGAAACUUGUUGCCCUGGGUCCAUUAUACUACAUCCAAGGCAAAUGGAACAUAUUUGAUGGUAUCAUUGUCAUUAUCAGCUUAGUGGACACAGGACUUGAGCUAGCGGACUUUAAAGAAUCCUCUGGAACCAGUGUCUUCCGCACAUUUCGCUUGUUUAGAAUCCUAAAACUGGCGCAAUCCUGGGAGACAAUGCGAAGACUGUUGUCUACAAUAUCCAACAGCGUUGGGCCGAUCGGCAACAUCACCCUCAUCCUGGGUCUGGUGAUUUACAUCUUCGCCUUGAUGGGAAUGAAGAUGUUUGGCAAAUCAUACACACCGGAAAAGUUUGGAGAGGAUGGUGUACCACGCUGGAACUUCAAUGACUUCUGGCACGCUUUCAUGAUGGUGUUCAGAGUGCUGUGUGGAGAAUGGAUCGAGCCCUUGUGGGAUUGCAUGAGAGCAACCAGUCCAGCGGCCGCCAUUCCAUUCUUUAUUCCAGCUUUUGUCAUCGGCAAUUUCAUUGUUCUCAAUCUCUUCCUUGCUCUACUUCUCAACGCUUUUGACAGCGGUGAUGAGGAAGAUGAAGAAGGCGCGAAUGAAGAUGAUGACGAAGAAGACGUGGUCAAAAAACUCCUAAGGAAGCUAACAAAAACGAGGAAGACUCCAGUGUUACCCGUCCGCGAUCAUCGGUCGUGGGAUGGAAGCUGCAAUUCCUCUCAAGAAAUACAAGCCUUUGGUAGAGAAAAAGAUAACAGAAACGUAAGGAAGUUUAGCCAGGGAAGGGAGUACUCGACCGUAGCUAACAUCAUUCCUGGUGCAACUUCAAGCCCAAACCGCCAAGGAAAGUCACCAGUACAACCAGCCGAAGUUGACGAAUGUUUCCCAGAGUUCUGUAUGUCACCUCUGACUAGUUGCGCCUGCUGCAAGAAGAUUACUUGCAACAACUGGCUGCUGUUUCGCUGGCGCACACGGACACUUGUGGAACACAGAUACUUUGAAUGGUUUAUUCUCUUCACAGUGCUAAUAAGCAGUUUGGUUCUGGUAUUUGAAGAUGUCUACCUUCCAAGCAAGCCUACUCUACAAAAAGCCCUGGAAAACUUGAAUUACUUCUUUGCGUUCAUCUUCGCCUUAGAGUUUGUCCUCAAACUGAUAGGAUUGGGCUUGGUUGGAUAUUUCUCCUCGUUCUGGAACUGCCUUGAUUCGUUGAUAGUCGCGAUUUCCCUUGUGUGUGUGUUUGAAGAUCAAACUUUGGCAUCGUUGCGCUCUCUGAGGACAGUGAGAGCAUUGAGGCCAUUGAGAGCAGUUUCACGUCUGGAAGGGAUGAAGGUUGUCGUAAAUGCUCUAUUUUCUGCCAUACCUGGUAUAGCCAAUGUGCUAUUGGUUUCCCUGUUAUUCUGGUUGAUCUUCAGUAUCCUGGGAGUCCAGCUUUUCGCCGGGAAAUUCUAUAAAUGCAUAGAUAUGGAUGGUGAGCGCGUACCAGCCGAUUUAGUGUCAAACAAGUCCGCUUGCCUGAAGCAUCCUGAAAAAUAUCGAUGGGUAAACUCAAAUGUGAACUUCGAUAAUGUCAUCAACGGCUUCCUCGCUUUGUUCCAAGUUGCGACUUUUGAAGGAUGGAUGGAACUUAUGGAUGAUGCGGUGGAUUCCAAAGAGGUCGACGAACAACCUGCAGAUGAGAGUUACCUUGGUGCUUACUUCUACUUCGUCAUUUUCAUCGUUAUGGGCGCUUUCUUUGUGCUCAACUUGUUUGUUGGAGUCAUUAUCGACAACUUUAAUAGUUUGAAGAGAAGAUAUGACGAGCUGAGUUACAUGGGGAUGCUACUGACCGACGCCCAAAGGAAAUGGGUGGACAUCUUAAAGGAAUCUGCCAAAAGAAAACCACCAGACAACUCAAUCAGACCACAGAGCAAGAUUCUACAACUUCUGUAUGACCUGGUAACCAGUGAGAUUUUUGAGAUGGGAAUACUGGGUAUGAUUAUAUUGAAUAUGUCAGUUAUGAUGUGGCAACACUAUGGCCAAUCGGAAGCGAUGACAACUGCACUUCAAGUUUCCAACUGGAUAUUUACAGCGGUCUUUAUCCUUGAAGCUGUAAUGAAACUUGUUGCAUUACGCAAGCGUUAUUUCACCAAGGCCUGGAACAUCUUUGAUUUCUUCAUUGUAAUUACUUCAAUUAUUGGAUUAGCGAUGGACGAACUAACCACAGGAAACAACAGUAUCAUGAACCCAGGUCUUCUCCGAGUCUUUCGCGUUGCAAGAGUAGCCAGACUACUAAGAAUUCUGCAGUUCGCAAAGGGAAUCCGUCAGCUUCUCGUAGCAUUGAUAAUCUCAUUACCAGCCCUCUUAAACGUCGGUACUCUGCUGUUUUUAGUCAUUUUCAUAUACGCCAUCAUUGGAAUGUCAACGUUUGGUCACGUAAAGAAACAAAAAAGCCUGGACAAUACGGUAAACUUCGAGACUUUUGGCCGGUCUAUGAUGCUGUUAUUUCGCUUGUCUACGGGGGCGGGUUGGAACGACAUUUUGGAAUCACUUAUGCUUCGUGAACCCGAUUGCGAUCCGGACUAUGAGGGAUUCCCGAAUGGUAACUGUGGGUAUCCCGUGGGGGCAGUCAUUUACCUCGUAUCGUACAUUUUCAUAGUUUUCCUUAUCAUUGUGAAUAUGUACAUUGCUAUCAUCCUAGAGAAUGUAAACAGGGCCCAAGAGGGAGGGCUUGUUAUCAAAAAGGAAGAUCUAGACAGCUAUUAUGAAAAGUGGGCAUUGUUUGUGACCGAUGGAAAACAGUAUCUUCUCGUUGAUCAAGUGUCGGAUUUCGUUGCUCUCCUCAACGAGCCUUUCAAAAUUCCGAAGCCAAACGAACAGGAGCUCGUUAGAAUGGGAAUCAACGUUCGAAUGGGGUAUCGGGUUCAGUGCUUUGAUCUCCUUCGCUGUUUAGUCAAGCGUCUUUUGGAGCAGAAAGGCGAAUCACCACUCGCCUUUGAGCAAAUAGCGUCUAAGUUAGAAACACAUUUUAGAAGGCGGGGAGUCAGAAAAAAAUCCCGCAUCAGCAAAUCUCGCUCAACUUCCAAUGAAAUAUCUAGUGAGGAGUUUAACAAUGUGUCCUAUGCCGAUGAAACUUUAAAGGAAGAUGGAUCAACUCCUGCUAUCACAGCAGCAGAGAGCGGCAGCGUUUCGGAAAAAAAUGAUUCUUCUCCCAAAAACAGUACUCCUCCUCGCACUAAAUACCGUGAUCCAAUUUCUACAGCUCUGAUGUUUCAAAGCGCCAUUAGGCGCUUCUUGGACAAGCGCCGUGCUCGUGGGACUGUAACGUUCCCUAUGACAAAUGGUUUCUCCAGUGAGAGUGUACAGAAAUGUUCUUGCAGUCCGUUGUCUUCAAUCUCAAGCGAUCAGGAAGUGGGCGAUUUCAUGUUCGGCCUUGAACUAACUCCCGGAAGUAGAUCUCAGAUUUCUUUUGACAGUGCGCAUGGUAGUAACUCGCCAGGAUGUUUAUCUUACGACCCAUUUGACUCAGAUGGCGACAGCGUCUAAUAAUGACUUCAUCAUGGUUUAACAAACUUAACAAUUUUAAAAAGAAUAUUAUAAAACACAAUGCCACUAGCUCUCGUUCCAGAAUCCUGGCCUUAAUGUAGAAGGGGAAAGUUAGCUUCUUUUGUCCCAGUGAGGCCUUUGAAGCCUUUGAGGACCAGGAAUCUGAUUGAGGGAGCUAAACGAGGCAAAUAGAUAAAGGUAUCUACUCGAAGGUGCCGACAUUAGCUUUGGAACUAAUGGAAUGGGAGGAACAACACAGCAUGGAGAUAGAAAACCCUUCGUAUCAUAACUCCAAAUAUAAAGAAUGAAAAAAUAAACGCGUCUGGAUCUUGCUCGGCAAUCGAGUUCUCACUUUUUUUUAAAAAAAAAGUUCACUGAAUAAAUUAGAUUACCGGAUUAGUUAAAUUCUCUAAGCAAUAUUAAUGGGGACGCUAUUCUUAUUGUUAUUGUAAUCAUAGUCACAUGAUCACGCGACCCCACAAGCCCCCAGCUUUAAACCUCAUCGUGUUUAGAUAAAGGAUAUGAUUGAUUGACUGAUUGAUUGAUUGAUCUCCUCCUCAUUACGUUUACUUAUGUUGAGCCAUGAGCUAUGAGAACUUAAAACUAUAUUCAACAUUUCAAGCGACUCCAACCCUAAAUUUACGUAAGUUUCAAGUUUCUAAUUGCUAUAUUUCUAAAGGGCUCCAAGAUCUGCAAGCACUUUAAAAGAUUACAGAAGAACGAUCUAAAUCUGUAUCUCUUUAGUUCUUCAGCUUUAUUACCAUAGCGAUUUAAAAAAC
Molecule: messenger RNA, 5864 nt
Organism: Stylophora pistillata
Lineage: Eukaryota; Metazoa; Cnidaria; Anthozoa; Scleractinia; Pocilloporidae
Product: sodium channel protein 1 brain
Biological process (GO): membrane depolarization during action potential; sodium ion transmembrane transport; neuronal action potential
Cellular component (GO): plasma membrane; voltage-gated sodium channel complex
Molecular function (GO): voltage-gated sodium channel activity
Source: RefSeq, a predicted model, not a curated record